This is a messenger RNA of Cyprinodon tularosa, 4659 nucleotides long. RefSeq names its product zinc finger protein GLI2-like. The transcript has 14 exons. Gene Ontology annotation, biological process: regulation of transcription by RNA polymerase II; smoothened signaling pathway. Gene Ontology annotation, cellular component: nucleus. The record is from RefSeq and is a predicted model, not a curated record. Gene Ontology annotation, molecular function: RNA polymerase II cis-regulatory region sequence-specific DNA binding; DNA-binding transcription factor activity, RNA polymerase II-specific. NCBI's taxonomy places the organism in Eukaryota, Metazoa, Chordata, Actinopteri, Cyprinodontiformes, Cyprinodontidae. The coding region runs from base 176 to 4270 and encodes 1364 amino acids.
CUUUGCGUGUCUCUGCGCUGCGUGGAGGUGAAACUUUUCUCCCUUCAGCCGCCGCGCGCCGCGCGCCUCCGAUGGCUUUCCACGUGCUUGGAGGCGCUUCUCCUCACUGAGAGCAAAGUUGAGGAGCUGAGGAGGAAGGAGUCAGAGAGAGGAGCGAUCGGGCGCCGAACCGGCCAUGGAGACCCCGUCACCGAGAGCUACGGAGAAGAAGGACAAAAUGGACGGCAGCAGCUUCAGCGACGUCCCAAAGAAGGCCUCGCCCUCCGAAACCAGAGCCCCCCAGCACCUCUUCCCCACCUUCCACACGCCGAUCCCCAUCGACAUCCGGCACCAUGAAGGACGGUACCACUACGAGCCCCACGCUCUGCACGCCAUGCACAGCCCUGCAGGACUGACGGGCAGCCCCGUCAUCUCAGACAUCUCUCUGAUUCGCCUGUCGCCCGCUGCCAUGACGACCGGCGAGUCUCCGUUCAGCCAGCCCCACCCGUACGUCACGCCCCACAUGGAGCACUACCUGCGCUCCGUCCACGGCAGCCCCACCCUGUCCAUGAUCUCCGCGGCCCGCGGACUCAGCCCAGCGGACCUGGCUCAUGAGCAUCUGAAGGAGAGGGGUCUCUUUGGUCUUCCUCCUCCGCCCCCCCCUCCUCCUCCUCCUCCAGGGGCCGGGGCAGCAGAGUACUACCAUCUGAUGGCGAGCCACCGGAGCCCCUACAGCGAGCUCCUGAUGCAGGGGGCGGGGGCCCCGCCGGGGGCCCACCUCUCCGACUACAUCUCUCCCAUUGACGUGUCCCGCUUCUCCAGCCCCAGACUGACGCCCAGACUCAGCAGGAAGAGGGCGCUGUCCAUCUCGCCGCUGUCUGAUGCCAGCAUCGACCUCCAGACCAUGAUCAGGACUUCACCGAACUCCUUGGUGGCGUACAUCAACAAUUCACGGUCCAGUUCAGCCGCCAGCAGCUCGUAUGGACACCUGUCGGUCGGCGGACUGAGCCCGUCCUUUCCCUUCCCCCACCCCAUCAACUCCAUGGCCUACCAGCAGCUCCUGUCCCAGCAGCGCGGCCUCAGUGCCUUCGGCCACAAUCCGCCCCUCAUACACCCUCCACCCCCUUUCUCCAGCCGCCCGUCGGGCCUCAGCCUCUCCUCCCUGCCCACCUCCACCCACAACAACGACAUGUCGUCCAAGAACCACGGAGGAGAUUCUGCCGUCAGCAGCUCGGUGGAUCCCAUCAGCAAACGCUCUAAAGUGAAGGCGGAGCUGGACGGACUGAAGCCGGGAUCUCCGCAGUCACCGAACCGUUACGGCGCCGUGCACGACCUGAAGGAGGACACGGACCGGGACGAGUGCAAGCAGGAGCCCGAGGCCGUUUAUGAAACCAACUGUCACUGGGAGGGCUGCAGCAAGGAGUACGACAGCCAGGAGCAGCUGGUGCAUCACAUCAAUAACGACCACAUCCACGGAGAGAAGAAGGAGUUCGUGUGCCGCUGGGACGACUGUUCGCGGGAGCAGAAGCCCUUCAAAGCUCAGUACAUGCUGGUGGUUCACAUGCGCCGGCACACCGGGGAGAAGCCGCACAAGUGCACGUUCGAGGGCUGCUCCAAGGCCUACUCCCGCCUGGAGAACCUGAAGACCCACCUGCGCUCUCACACCGGGGAGAAACCGUAUGUCUGCGAGCACGAGGGAUGCAAUAAGGCGUUCUCCAAUGCGUCAGAUCGAGCCAAGCACCAGAACCGGACUCACUCCAACGAGAAACCGUACGUUUGCAAGAUCCCGGGCUGUACCAAACGCUACACGGACCCCAGCUCGCUCAGGAAGCACGUGAAAACGGUUCAUGGCCCAGAGGCCCACAUCACCAAGAAGCAACGCGGCGACCCGCCGCCCAGGCCGCCAGUGCCCAGGGAGAACGGAGAGAACGAGAAAGGCGGUCAGCUCCACAGGGAGGACAAGCUGUCAGAGAACGGCUCCCCCAGAGUCCCGGAGGACUACCUGCACGUUAAAUCCAUCAAGACGGAAAACUCAGUGAUGUAUCAGUCCAGUCCUGGCGGUCAGUCAUCGUGUAGCAGCGAACCAUCACCGCUUGGCACCAACAAUGACAGUGGAGUAGAAACGGCGGCGCACAGCGGGGGAAGCCUGGGGGACCUCAGCACCCUGGACGACCUGCCGUUCGUGGACUCGCUGGGAUUCGAGGACUCCUCCGGUGGGGGUGCAGCGGUGGGCCUCCAUCUAAGAAAGCAGCUGAGCACCAGCCAGUGCCUGGAGAACCUGAAGAAGGAGAAACUGAAGGCCGUGAGGGACUCAUGUUGGUGGGCUAGCAACCCAACGCCCGCUGGCCAUCGGGGCGUUACGCUGCCGCCCAUACCGACCAGCGGGUCCCUGGUGGAAAGUUCGACCAUGUGUGAGGAUCCCGCUUCCUUCCCGGGCUCUGGCUUAGGUCUGCUGAGCUCUGACAAGAUAACCCUGUUGGCAAACCUCUCCGAGCGCCGUGACAGCACCUCCAGCACCCUGAGCUCAGUCUACACGCUCAGCCGGCGGUCCUCGGGCAUCUCCCCGGGUUUCUCCAGUAGACGCUCCAGCCAGACGUCUCAGUUUGGCGCCAACCGCCUGACAAACAUCAGCUCGGCCGGCUCCUAUGACCCCAUCUCUGCGGAUAUUUCUCGCCGUUCCAGUCAGACCAGCCAGUUUGGGGGGAAUGCCUGCGGCCCCGGAGGGGGUGGGCUUGGCCUUCCCGGUCCCCUGAGCCUGACCCCAGCCCAGCACUACAGACUAAAGGCAAAGUACGCUGCUGCAACUGGAGGCGCUCCUCCUACACCGCUUCCAUACUUGGAUCAAUCAUGUCAUGAUUUCAGUGAACACUCGUCCAAAAACAGCCUGAGAUCCGCUCAGUUCAACCAGGAACGAAGCAUUUUCCCCCACGAAGUUCCGUCCCACGUCCCCCGGCGAGCCAGUGAACCUGUGAGACCUUUAGAUCCGCUCAGCCAGCCGCAGAUGCAGCGGUACAACAGCAUGGUCACCCUAAACAGAAGGGUGUCCCUGCAGCCCCAUCCUCCGCCCGAUCGCAGACGCUUAUCGCAGCAGGGAUGCGUCCAAACAGGCGGCAGUCACUGCUACCCCUACAGCCAACGGCCGCCGAGCAUCUCAGAGAAUAUCACCACAGAAACACGAAGCUACAGAGGAAACUCAUCCGGGCUGGAAGGUGUCCAAGGAGCUCCAAGCGCACAGCAGCUGUACCGCCAGAGCGGGAUGGACGGUCUGAACCCGAGCCCAGGACGGCACCGACACAUGGGUUCAUCCUCCCCCCACAGUGGCGCUGCUAACCCACAGUGGAACAGGUUUUCCUCAGGACUCCCGGGGGCCACUCAGCAGUACUGCAGACUAGAAGGACAUGGGAAUCUAGCUGUGGUCCAGCAGAGCCAGAAUGUCGGACCGUACAGUGUGACCUCCCAUCAACAGAUGGUCCAAACCUUGUCCAACAGAGGCGUCCAGCUCAGCUCUGAAGCAGGACCGGUCCUCCUCCAGCAAUCUAACCUCAAUGAACCUGCCAGCUGUCGGUUUGGGUUCAGCCCCGGUUCCUACGACAGGAACGGUAACCUCCCGUACUCGCCCUGCGGCACCAUGGCGCUGCACUGCAAGGAGGAGCCCAACGACGUGGAGCUCUGCCGGUUCCAGCCAGUCCAGAUAAAAAUGGAGAGCAGUGACGCUUCGGCUGUGAUGUUGGACCAGCAGAACUGUAACACCAGGACCCAGAAUGGCUUCCAAACGGGGAUUCAGAACCACCUCCAGCGAAGACCACCAGCAGAACCAAAGUCUCCAAACCUGUCCAGCCCAACGCUGGUGCCGUCAGAUGAUUCCCAACUAGCCAAAGCUUCAGGACUUCCUUACAAUUCCGAUGACAAUGCUCUGUUCUACAGGGGCCAGAUCCAAGUCCUGGAGCCCAACGGGAACCUGGACUGCCAGGUGUCCCUGUCGGUUGGCUCGCCUUCAGCGGCUCCAGGCUCAGCAGACAACCAGGCAGACGGGACAGCCGCCGUGGAGCACGCUCAGAUAGACUUUGAUAGCAUGCUUGAUGAUGGGGAUCACUCCAGCCUGAUGUCAGGAAACCUGAGUCCAGGGUUGCUGCUGGGCUUUUCGCCGGGUUCCUCCCGCCUGACCACGCCCAGGAACUCUGUGACGCUACCCUCGGUUCCGGCAGGAACGGGGAACAUGGCCAUCGGGGACAUGAGCUCACUGCUGACGGCGCUGGCAGAGGAGAACAAGUUCCUCAACCUGAUCGCUUAAGCGACAUGAACCAUCUGGGUGUAACAUUCAUUACUGUUCGUAAAGCCAUACUUCUGUUUGCCUUAGGGUGUGAAAAGCUGCCGCUGAGCCGUCCUGGAUAAGAUCUAACUAAGUGCCUGUUGGUGGAAAUCAGCCGGUGUGUCGGUGUUUGGACUGCGGCUCAGACAGGGACACGUUCCAGGAUCUGUAGCGUUUUCAUAGCUAAACGGUGACAGCUUGGCGCCGAAGGCCGGAUCUGUGACUGGAAUUAGAAAGCGGCGCCUCACAGCAGAGGAUCUGAAUAUUAUUAUCUCACCAAACUCGACUCCUUCUCUUGUAUAUUGUCCUGGUUUCUUUGUAAAUAGAAUUUGUACAUUUUUAAUAAACAAGAAUUAUGGAUUUUUUAAAAA